Messenger RNA from Diatraea saccharalis (sugarcane borer), 1477 nucleotides. Lineage: Eukaryota; Metazoa; Arthropoda; Insecta; Lepidoptera; Crambidae. The record is from the annotation of a GenBank genome assembly.
AUCCAACAAUAUUGUAAUCUUUGUAUCCAACUGUGUCCGAUCCGCAAAAACGUAAAACGCAUAUUAAUUUUCCUUUAAAUUUGAGCAUUGUUGUUUUAUUGUCGUCUCAUUAAAAUAAAAAAAGUCUUUGUUUAUUGUGUUCAUUGAUCUGUGAUAUUUGUAUUAAGUUCUGACAAUGCCUGAUACGUUCACUUGUAUUACUUGCCAGGUUAUAUUUAAAACACCUGAGUUGCAGCGCGAACACUACAAACUAGACUGGCACAGGUAUAAUUUAAAACGAAAAGUAGCUAAUAUACCACCAGUGUCUUUAGAAGAGUUCGAAAAAAGGGCACGAGAACAUAAAGAGCAGGCUGAAAAUGAUAACCAAAAUGACUCUCAAUAUUGCAAGUGUUGCUCAAAAUUAUUCAAUACUAAAAAUGCGUAUUCAAAUCAUCUAAACAGCAAAAAGCACAAGUUGGCACAGGAACGGUUUGUGGAGGAAGAACAUAGUGUCCAUUCAGAUACAGAUAGUUUUGUAAAGGUAGAACCGAACCAGUCUUCCAAACUUGCAUCAGGAAAGUUUGUUGUUGUCAACCCUGCUGAUUUUGGAGAAGAAGAUGUUGAGACUGAUUCCGAAAUUGAAGAGCUUGAUUCUGAUGAGUGGGAAGAAUGCCGUAUCAAAGGUAGUGAUUCCCUGAUUAAACCGAGAGAUUGCCUAUUCUGUACUCACCAUAGCAAAAAUAUGGUGAAAAAUCUUAAACAUAUGUCAGAAGCACAUUCAUUUUUCAUACCCGAUGUGGAGUAUUGUAUUGAUAUGAAAGGCUUGCUUUUGUAUUUAGGAGAAAAGAUUUCACAAGGUUAUAUGUGCCUGUGGUGCAAUGAUACAGGAAAAACUUUUUAUUCAAUGGAAGCAGCUCGCGCUCACAUGGUGAAUAAAGGCCAUUGCAAAAUGUUGCAUGAAGGAUUAGCACUGGCUGAAUAUGCUGAUUAUUAUGACUAUAGCUCUUCAUAUCCUGAUCACAAAGAAGGUGACGAGAACAUGGAUAUUGACGAAGAAGUGGACAAUCCAGCAGCUUUAGAAGGUGAUGACUUCCAAUUGGUGCUACCUUCUGGGGUUGUCGUUGGUCAUCGUUCACUUAUGAAGUACUAUAAACAAAACUUGACCCAUAACAGUCAGGCUAUUGUUAAGAAAUCAGAUAGAAAAUUGCACAGACUUCUGGGUGUAUAUCGGGCGUUAGGUUGGGCGCCAAAGGAGCAAGCGUUAGCAGCCAAGAAAGCUCGAGAUAUCCAUUUCAUGAAGCGAGUGCAAGCCAAAUGGCAGAUGAAAUUAUCUGUCAAGUCAAACAAGUUCCAGAAAUAUUUCCGACCUCAAGUCAAUUUCUAGAUAAUUACAUUCCCAAUAAAUCAAUAUUAUUGUUUACUCACAAUCAAAACACCAGUGGUUAAAUAUGUACACUCUUUUAAUAUUUUUUUUUACUGGUAACAAGCACAUUAGUUC